Owenia fusiformis is the source of this 1093-nucleotide messenger RNA. Lineage: Eukaryota; Metazoa; Annelida; Polychaeta; Sabellida; Oweniidae. The record is from the annotation of a GenBank genome assembly.
CACAAAUUGAUUGUAUGUUUUGUGUCUCCAGGUCAAGUCCAAAUAUAUAUCAUAUCAUCCAUUACAUCACUGACAUGUGAUUGACUGCCAUUAAAUACAAUAUUUAUUUGAUCAUUCAAUAUCUGAUUUAGCAUUUUUAUUUCAAAUAUGUCACUAGUGAACAAAGUAAAAAUUAGCACUAUUAGUAGCACUAUUGUGUGUUAUCUUAAGUGUAUAUUCUUCAGUAAAGGACAAACUAAAGAAAGAUGGACACAAAUAAUGAGAGAUAUUAUUGUUUUCUACAUAUCAAAGUAAGGAGGGUGUUAUUUUUUGGAUUAGUGCUCUUAGGCAUAGCAAACAAAACAUCAGCAUUUACAAUACGCAUAAAUACUACAAUAGCCAAAGACAGUACAAUACCUACAAAUACUUCAAUACAUGGAGACACUACAAUAGAAAGAGACAGUAUAAUAUCAAGAGAUACUACAAUACCUAGAGAGACUACAAUACCUAAAGUCAACACAAUACAAAGAGAUAGUACAAAACCUACAAACACUUCAAUAUCCAGAGAGACUACAAUACCAAGAGACAGUGCAAUACCUACAAACACUUCAACAAUAUCCAGAGACAUUACAAUACCAAGAGACAGUGCAAUCCCCAUUAGCACUAUAAUACAUGUAGAUACUACAGCAUCCAGAGAUACAACAAGAGACUCAUAUGGUGAAACAUCCCACCAAUAUAAAUAUAGUGGAGAGAAUAAAAAUGGAAAUGAGUUUGAAAUAUUCAAAAGUGGGGAUCAUAAUAUUAAACAUAAUGAUAAUGCAGAGGAACAAAUACACAGUGGACAUGAUAAUCAUGGAAUGCUAAACACUGAUGACUUUUGGAAAGAUUACUUCUCCAACAAUAAACAUGCCAAAAGAAACCCUAUUAUGGGUAGAAAUACUGGAAAAGAUUACAGGAAACAUGACCCAAAAUAUAAUCAACAAAGUAACUCAAAUGGCAAUGUGAACAAUAUGCAAUCAAGACAGCAUUUGAACAAUCUGGGCAGUAGUCUUGAUACAUUAUACACUGUAUAUCCGAAUCCUAUGCAUGACCACAAUGACUGUCAAAUUUGUAA